Molecule: messenger RNA, 3176 nt
Organism: Bombus impatiens (common eastern bumble bee)
Lineage: Eukaryota; Metazoa; Arthropoda; Insecta; Hymenoptera; Apidae
Exons: 3
Coding region: 1-843 (280 amino acids)
Source: RefSeq, a predicted model, not a curated record
AUGUUAGUCAGUGUCGCAGAUAUUCUUGCUUUUUACUUGGUAGCGCUUGCCUGUUCAACCAGUGGUGCAUUGACAACAGAAGUAUCUCGGGAUAUCCAACCAGUAACAAAUUUACAGCCACCAGCCUUUAGUUAUCUUCCAAGUACGAACGUUGUGUUUCCAAAACUUCCUCAACAUGUUGUUUUCGCCAAACAAGCUUUGGACAAUGGGUUAGAAGAUGUCGGGGCUCCAGGUAGAGGUUUCACCGAAAGACAAAUACAGGCUGGGUAUUCAUACCUGAAACCUCUAUUGAUCGAUCUCAAGUUACCAUUCAAAGAUCAGACGAUGAAAUCAAUCAAUGAUAAGCAAAGAUCAACGAACGAAGAGGGAAGUUCUGGAACAAAAGCGAUAACGAGGGCAGGUAAAUCAUCGAGGUCAAGCAACGGAACAAGGCUGCUGGCCGAGGUCGAAUAUCAUCCGCACGUUCCACGGCGAUCGUCGUAUCAAGUUGUAGAAAAACUCGACGAGUACUUAACGGACGAUUCGGAUCAUGCAGGAUUGCCCUAUCGUGGGAAGGCUCAGACAACGAAUCCCCAUCGUAAUUCGCAAGACAUAACGACGGCCAUCAAAACCCUCGAUCACUUCCUGAGCGGGGUUCUGAACGACGAUAGUUACAACAGCCAGCUACAUCCACCGCCCAAUCCUGUUUUAGCCCUUGUCCUGUCUCGAUACGGGCGAUACGUGUCCGGAGCACGAAACUCUCGCGUGUACGCGCACAUGGCCGUAAACAAUAUACACAACAACAAACCUUUUGGUAGUUAUAAGUUGGAACGCGAAGAGCUGCCCACCUACGCUCGAAGAUAAUGCAGAUAAACAUUUUCCUCUCGCUUAGGAAAAAUUCUUACCUGUUGGACCCUUAGAUUAUCUCGUAGACGUUUUAUUGUUAGUACUUGUGUGACAUAGGAACGCGCGAGAAUUGUUCGAAACCGGAAAAGAAAUAUGAAGAAGAGAUAGUGGAAUUAUGGAGAACGAAUGCGGAAAAGACGAAAAAUGUCGAUAAGCAUGGAAAUAUUAUCGGAAUACAAAAUUCUUUAUCGAGAAUCUUUUAUCUGAAAAUCUGAAUAGGAACUACCUAAUAAAUAAUUUUGAUUUAUUCGUUACCUUCAUAUUCGGCAUUGGAAAUAACUUUCGCUCGGCAGCGGAGUCCGGUAAUGUACAUAUAAACGGCAGUGAAGUUAAUUAAUAGUUUACACGUCGUUAACGGCACGUUUAAUCGCAAAUACCGCACAUUACCGAACUCGGUAUAAUUUUCAAUUCAUAGAUUCAAUUUUACUUGAAUUAAUCUGCUUUCAUUCAUUGAUACCGCUUAAACCACAGACACCAAGUUGAACUAAAUCGAAGUCGCGAAGUUCGCCCUUCGUUGAUAUCACGCUGAUUAAUUAUCCAAACGACACUUCGGAUACCGGUAUUAAAGAAAACUUUAGAGCACUUCCUUCAUAGCUCAUUCUAAAUUUAAUCAAUAUCAUGCGGAUUUACCCUUGAAUCUAGCGGCAAUCGGGCUUGGCGCGAAGUUAAUUGGAGUAGUUCGAGAAGCCGCUCGAGAAACCCCGAUUAAGCACUAAACUACUCUCAUUACACCUUCCUGUCUCUCCGGAAACCUCUCUAGAUACUACUAACUUGAUUUCAUUGAUGAAAGCCAUGUACCAGUCUAGACCACUAUUGCUCUUGUUCGGAAUACGUCCAUCAGAUAGGUACAUGCUAAUAAACCUUUUUGGUCUCGUGCACCCCAUGUUACUUCGAGUAAGAACUUGUCGUUUGAUCGACAAAAAUUUUACGACGAUCAUUACAUGAGAAGAUCGGAGGAAACAUGGUAUAAGAGAGGAAAUAUAUAAUUUGGAAAGUAAAAUUUUAAUAGAAAAUCCGUGUGUUUCCAAAUAUUAACACAGCUUGUUACAUCUGAUAUAAUUUUUACCUGUUUAAAAUGUCUAAAACUCGUAUUAAUGCUCAGCGGAAUACGUAUUUAAAUAAGAUUUAUCGAACGAAAUGUUUCUUUAAAGUAAAUAAUUAUUAAAUCGGAUAUUCGAUUAAAUUCUAUUAACAUCGCAAUUUAAAAUUCAAUCAAUCGAAAACCUAUUUGAAUUUCUCCAUAAUAUCAAGCGUACCUUUACGUAUAUAGGAUUUGCACUUGUAAACAAGUCGGAGAUUUAUUAUAAAAUUAUAAUAACUCUAAUAACGAGAGAUUUACACAUCUAUAAAAUUAUUACGUAUCAUAUAUAUUUUAAUGGAUCAUUUUCCGCGAAAAAGAUAUUUAACUAAGCACAUCGAUCUCUAUCGCAUUCUGACCACGGUUCUCGCCAGUAUAUACACAUUGAGGAAUUUGAAUCGGGGUGCGUAUAAAUAAAUACAUCAUAAACAUUGCAGUUACGGACAUUUUCAGAGAUCGUUUAAUUUUCCUAUCUUCGGUAUACUUGUUGCGGGAUCAUAAAACGAACGACGAGGGCUUAAGUGGUGCCUGAUUGCCGUCCGUCCGCUAGGAAACCAGAUUGUCUGAAAAUUGUAUUUUCAGGAUGGCAGUUUCCAUUAGCUUCUUCGAGCUUUACCAAAGGAGAUCGGUUGGCAGUAAUAGCUUUACUAAUAGAGCAUCCAGGUACUUGGAGACUCUUAUAAUUAGUCGAUAUGUUCGAGCCAAUACGUUCUCCUUUUUGAUCCUUCCAAGUUCGCGCUUUUAAAUAAGUUGUUUAUACGUAUUCGUUUCGCAUUUUUAAUAUCGAGCGAAAUAUACACAUUUUUAAUAUCGAUAGAGUGUCACGCGCAAAUAAUUACUUAUUCCUCCUGCUUCGUGUAAAAACGUGACAAAUGUUUCGGGCGAAAUUAGCUUUUUUUAUGACGGGUGCUCCGCGAUCACACCGACAAUGUUCGCCAACAUGUUCGGAAUUUUAUCCCAAGGAAAAGAUAUUACGUAGGGUAAUUCUAACGACUGGUUCAGACUAUAUCUAUGUUCCAAGUGAAGUUAACGCAUUGGUUGUCGGAACUGGUUUUCGUUUUUCACUUCCUAAACUUCUCAGAAGCUUAUUUCCAUUUAAAGAAUUGAACUUAAAGAAAAAAGAAACUCUAAAAUCAUCCGACGCAAUCGAAGAAUAUUCUUGAUGUGUGAUAUUCGAGAAUGGAAGAUUAAACAAGGUGAUGAAAGUAUUGAA